AUCCCAGUUUUAGAUUUCCUAACAAAAAAAAAAGGUAUGAUGUCAAAUGUAGUUCAAGCUUUUUAUGGCGACGUUUAAGCAAAUAAUAUAUUUAUUCAAGGGACUAGUGCAUACUUGAAAGUUGAAGUGUUAUUUGUUAUUUUUCAUUUUAUAAUGAGACCAUGCAGCCUAUAAGAUUAGCCCUUUUAGGUAAAACGGGACACGGGAAAACAUCUACUGGUAACACCAUUCUAAGAAAACAAGUUUUUAAGCAGUGGAUCCAUCAAAAUAACGGCACAGAAUUGGUAGUAAUGCAUUCUGAAGACAUUGAAUCAGUUCGAGUCAAAGUUUAUGAUACACCCGGUGUUAUGCGCACUGAAUUUUCAGAAAAAGAUGGAGCCAAGAUGACUUUAAUGGAUAUGGAUUAUCUAAUGAGCGCAGCUAAUGGGAUGGAUGUUUUCAUAUUGGUUUAUAGCUGGAGUGCUAGGUUUACACACGAGGAGUCUCAGGUGAUUGUCGUGCUUGAACGCAUUUUUGGGAAACAGUUUUUACAGAAACAUGGAAUGAUAGUCAUCACCCAUGGAGACGACUUCGUUACCCACCAUCCUAACUCGACAAACUUAAAAGGAGACUUUGAGCUAUGGUGCCAGAACCACACUAGAGGAUUUAAAGAUCUUGUCAGUAAAGUAAACAAUAGAAUACUACUUGUGAAUAAUAUCGAGCCCUUAACAGAAGGAAGCAGUAGAAUGGAAUCAUCGAAGGCCAUUCUUGCAAUGGCGCGAAAUCUAAUCGCCACAAAUGGUAGCUAUUCUAAGACUGAAUAUGACAAUCAGAAGAGAUGGUGUACCGUUCUUUGAAGUGACUUUAAAUGCACAUCUUUGUUAGUUAUUGGUUUAUAACCUUAACUUCUUACACAUUUAAGUAUACAAGUUGUUUACUGUUAUAUAAAAUAUGAACAUAUAUAUCAAAUAAUUUUGCAUUACGAAUUGUCAGUUAACAAUGUUGGUACACAAAUAAUAUCUUAAGUUGCGGAUUUCCUUUGAUAGUCAUUGUUUAUUAAAUGUAAAUAAUAAUUUAGUAAAAAAUAUUUCAUUUAAAAUGUUACUUUCCAUGUUUAAUAGAAUUGCACAAAAAAUGUUCCAGAUCUAGUAGAAAAUAACCAACUCUUGAAGCACUGAAAACAUAUAUUUUGAGUUGGGUGAUCAAAAAUAAAAUAACUUGUCAGAAA
Molecule: messenger RNA, 1207 nt
Organism: Biomphalaria glabrata
Lineage: Eukaryota; Metazoa; Mollusca; Gastropoda; Planorbidae
Product: GTPase IMAP family member 1-like
Exons: 2
Coding region: 162-836 (224 amino acids)
Molecular function (GO): GTP binding
Source: RefSeq, a predicted model, not a curated record